Carica papaya (papaya) is the source of this 910-nucleotide messenger RNA. The record is from RefSeq and is a predicted model, not a curated record. NCBI's taxonomy places the organism in Eukaryota, Viridiplantae, Streptophyta, Magnoliopsida, Brassicales, Caricaceae.
CUCUCUUCAUUUCAUCUCAACACCACAGAACGACCUCCCCUCUCUCAAGACCCUUCGUUUCAGUUUUCAUCUUCUUGAAAUUUCUUCACCUCUCUCUCUCUCUUUCUCUCUCUCUGUCUCUCUCUCUCUCUCUCUCUCAGUUCGUCUUUCGAGAAAAUUCUUCUAGCUUUUUUUCUAUAGCCUUUCUCCUUAUUUCUCUGCAAGUAUGCUACUCAAAGCUGCUCCUGCUUUCUCUCUGUUGAGCACCCAUGGCGAUAGUCUGGGUUCUGUGUCUUCCUCUGUUUUUUCGCAGAAUUCACUGUUGAACUCUUCGUCCUCUGCGGCGUCUUUGAUUCGUCUUCCGUCGGCGAAGACCGGGAGUGGAUUUGUGGUUUGUGCCACUAAAGGGGCCAACAAUCGGCCUUUAACCGGCGUCGUUUUCGAGCCCUUCGAGGAAGUGAAGAAGGAGCUCGAUCUUGUACCUACUGUGCCUCAAGUUUCUCUCGCUCGACAGAAGUACGCAAAUGAAUGUGAGGCUGCAAUCAACGAGCAGAUCAAUGUGGAAUACAAUGUCUCGUAUGUGUACCAUGGCAUGUUUGCCUACUUUGACAGGGACAACGUGGCGCUCAAGGGUCUUGCCAAGUUCUUCAAGGAAUCAAGUAUUGAAGAGAGAGAGCACGCUGAAAAAUUCAUGGAAUACCAGAACAAACGGGGUGGGAGAGUGAAGCUUCAGUCAAUUGUAAUGCCACUCUCUGAGUUUGAUCAUGCGGAGAAAGGAGAUGCACUGUAUGGUGAGUUCCAUGGCCAAUUUGAUAUAAAGAUGCUUUUCUUACCGAUUAAAUGGCAUCUUGAUGUGAAAUUGUGUAAUGUGGUGGUGCAUUAUGAUUCUUGGGUGAAAUUAUGUAAUGCAGAAUAGAUAAAUCAUUUUCUU